Messenger RNA from Neltuma alba, 755 nucleotides. Its product is annotated as ethylene-responsive transcription factor 8-like. Gene Ontology annotation, molecular function: DNA binding; DNA-binding transcription factor activity. Gene Ontology annotation, biological process: regulation of DNA-templated transcription. The transcript has a single exon. The record is from RefSeq and is a predicted model, not a curated record. Lineage: Eukaryota; Viridiplantae; Streptophyta; Magnoliopsida; Fabales; Fabaceae. The coding region runs from base 6 to 578 and encodes 190 amino acids.
CACUCAUGGCUGUCGACGCGCUUCGUCUUCGUCGCGAUUCCCUCCCCGGCCCUCCCUCCGAUCCUCCUCCCCUCCCGCCCAAGGCCCUCCAUUUCGGCUCUCCGGUAUCUAAGGAGGCGCAUUUUAGAGGCGUGCGUAAACGUCCCUGGGGCCGAUUCGCAGCCGAGAUCCGCGAUCCCUGGAAGAAGACGCGCAAAUGGCUUGGAACCUUUGAUACCGCUGAGGAGGCGGCCCGGGCCUACGAUGAGGCUGCCAGGAGUCUUCGUGGCCCCAGGGCAAAGACGAACUUCGUCUAUGCCGCUGUUCCCGUUGCUCCGUCUGUCCCGAUGUCACCGGCGGCGGCCUCUACCGCUAGUGGCGGUGUUGGUAAUGGUGGAGAGAUGUUUGGUAGGCGCGUGGGGUUUUGGAGGGCUCCGGUGUAUCAUGCGGCGGACGCCACGGCGGGAGUGCCGGGGAGAUCGGAGUAUAAGGGAUACAAGUUGGAGAAUGUGGAUUUGGUGAUGGGAGAGGAGAGAAAGAUGCGGAAAGAGAAGAAACCGUUGAUGCUUGAUCUUAACCAACCACCACCACUCUUCUAGACAGCGUUAUGGUCCGGGCUUCUCAACGGUCGGCGAUAAGGUGUUCAGAAGUUUUCCCUUCGGUUUUUUUUCCCCGUUUUCUAAAUGACUGGGGGCGGAGUAUUGCCCUUGUGAUGUACAGCAGACAGUGGAGGGUUUUGUUAACGAAAGUAUUGUAACCUGAAUCGAUGGUCUAAA